AUUUCCGCCCCAGCUCUGUGCGUGAUUUUUUUUCAUCGGGAAAAGAUGGCGGCCGCACAGUUAACUGAUGAAGAGCUUUUCUCAGAGUUAAAGCGCCUGGGGUUCACUCCCGGUCCGGUAUCCGAGAACACACGGCCCGUUUAUCUGAAAAAGCUCAAGAAGCUACGCGAGGAUCAGCAGCGGCGGGGAUCCAGGUCCGUAAAAACUCGCAACAGCAGCAGCAUCAACAGCGGCGGUGGCAACAGAGCGGCGGGAGCUGCAGUGCUGGUGGCUAGGCCAGUCGGUAAUGACGGCACGUAUCUGGGACCCAGCAGGAGCCCGGGCGGCCGUCCGGCUCUGAACGAAAAGCGCUCCGUCGGAGUGAGCAAGUUUGUUUUGGGCUUCAGUUCUGACGAAUCGGAUGUUGAAAGCAACCAGAAGAAAGGAGGCCCGCAGCCCAGCAGCAGGAGGGACCACGGAUCCGGACAUCAGCAGCCGCCACUAAGGCCUAUAGCAACACCCACAGCCGCUCGCAGGAGCCUGGGAGGCGGUGUGAGUAGCAGCAGCCGCACUAGUCCCUCCCUCGGUCUGUCGGAGGCGAGGAGAGGCGCCUUGGUGUCUCCUUGGUGGGCUGAUCGGGAGAAAUCGAGCAGUGGGGGGUCCCAACGUAACGAGGAAGUGGGAGGCGGUUGCGAGGAAACAGAGGAAGACGAUUAUGACGAGGAAGAAGCGGAAAGGGAGACUCGGGCUCUGAACGGCAGUGGAGCUUCCUACCCGCUGAACCGCAGCAAACUCGCGGACGAUUAUUCCGACUCGGAGGAGGAGGAAGAGGACGCGUCGCCGAAGGUAAUCGGAAAGGGAAAGCUCGAUCGGCGACUACCUUCCAGACGAAGCCAGCCGAAAGCGCUACCAUCCUUCCUCAGCGGUGCCCGGGGGGCCCAGGAGGGAGAGGAGCGGCGAGGAGGUGCGUUUGGAGCAAAUGACCAGCCGGCGGGAGACUUUCCGGAGGAGGAAGAGGACGACAGAAACGCGAGCACGGGCGAGUCGGUACUGAGCGGCGGCUUGCGGAGCCGCGGAUACCCGUGGAGGUCGGCGAUUAUGCGCGAGAGCGUCGCGGAUGGCGGUACCAGCGCCCCCCCUGCGUACAACAAUAACCACGUCGACAGUGGGAACGGAGGCGGCGGCACCAGCGGCCGGUUCAGUAUCGGCUUAAAACCACGGUUCUCUACAUACAACAGCCUCCUGGCGGCUUACCCGUCCAAUCACUCCAACCACGCGGGCCCGAACAAUGCGUACGGCCAGGCCAGGCCGAAGCAGACCGUCGCGGUCCCAGAAGAGGAGCUGCUCCAGCAGUUUAAGAGAGAGGAGGUGUCGGCCACGGGCGGCUUUAGCGCGCACUAUCUGUCCAUGUUCCUGCUCACGGCAGCGUGCCUCUUCUUCCUGCUGCUCGGGCUCAUGUACCUGCGAAUGCGCGGAUCCGGCGGAUCGGAUGAGGAUGUCGUCAUCAAGCAGCAUCCCUUUGGCCCUGAAUUUGACAGUGCUUAUGAAAGCAAAGAAAAAGACAUGAUUCUCAAGGUCCUGCUGCACCUGCACGACCAUCUGGCUGUAAUUGCUGGCGAACAUGACUGCGGGGACCACAGCCGCUACCCCAACAGAAGUCUUCUGGUCAGUGAGGCAUCCGAGUACUUAAUGCUCCAUGGCCCAGAAUACGAGGACUUCUUUGCCACGUCUCUGGAGUGGGUCAUCAAAUCCGGAGAGGACGUUGGCAUCAGGUUGAUUGGCAGAGACCCGGAGGAGCUGGUGACGGACUUCUCGGACGUCUCGCUCCUGGAGUCCACUCACCCCAAAAUGUCCUUCAUCUGCCGCUUCCGCCGGGCCUUCCUCACGGUCAUCCACAGAAUCCUGCUCGGCAUGGCGGGCGUGGCAGCAGUGCUGGGCCUGGCCUACUUCAUGAAGUACCGCUGGAGGAAGGCGGAGGAGGAGACCAGACAGAUGUACGACAUGGUGGAGAGGAUCAUCGACGUGCUGAGGAGCCACAGUGAGGCGUCUCAGGAGAACAGAGAUCUGCAGCCCUACCUGCCCAUCCCCCACGUGCGUGACUCCCUGGUGCAUCCCCAGGAAAGGAAGAAGAUGAAGAAGGUGUGGGAGAGGGCGGUGGCUUUCCUCUCUGCCAACGAAUCGCGGAUCCGCACCGAAACCCAGAGGGUGGGUGGGGCCGACUUCCUGGUCUGGAGGUGGAUUCAGCCCUCGUUGCCCGGCGACAAGAUGUCGGCCAUCCCUUCCAAGGUCUGGCAGGGCAAAGCUUUCCCGCUGGACAGGAGGAACUCUCCACCCAACAGCCUGACCCCCUGUCUGAAGAUCCGGAACAUGUUCGACCCCAUAAUGGAGGUGGGGGAGAACUGGCACCUGGCCAUCCACGAGGCCAUUCUGGAGAAGUGCAGCGACAACGACGGCAUCGUCCAUAUCGCCGUCGACAAGAAUUCUCGCGAGGGCUGUGUGUACGUCAAGUGUCUGUCUGCAGAGCACUCUGGGAAGGCUUUCAAAGCUCUCCACGGCUCCUGGUUUGAUGGCAAGCUGGUGACGGUGAAGUACCUGCGCUUGGACCGGUACCACCAGCGCUUCCCGCAGGCUGAUGGCUGCAUUACACCCCUGAAGCCGUCCAGCAAACUCAUGAACACCAUGGCCCACCUCCGCCAUCGCUCCAGCCCAGCCAGCAAGCUGGGCCCCUCCUGAGAGCGCCCCCUGCAGGGCUGGUGAGCGCAUCGCCCUCUACCCUCGCCCCCCGACAAACUGCUCUUCCUGGGGCUGCUCAAUUACAGAUGUAAGGGUGGCGACUUGGGACACAUUUCCCUUGAUAUUUUUUUAUAAACGCAGAAUUAAAAGGUGAAUUUUCAGACCACUUGCCCACCUUGGGAGGGGUUAUGGUUGGGGUGGGGGUG
This is a messenger RNA of Anguilla anguilla (European eel), 2918 nucleotides long. It is a transcript of the gene lemd3, whose product is annotated as LEM domain containing 3. Gene Ontology annotation, molecular function: chromatin DNA binding. Gene Ontology annotation, cellular component: nuclear inner membrane. The record is from RefSeq and is a predicted model, not a curated record. Gene Ontology annotation, biological process: negative regulation of BMP signaling pathway; nuclear envelope organization. The transcript is spliced from 13 exons. Bases 46 to 2712 code for a protein of 888 amino acids. Lineage: Eukaryota; Metazoa; Chordata; Actinopteri; Anguilliformes; Anguillidae.